Molecule: messenger RNA, 585 nt
Organism: Talaromyces atroroseus
Lineage: Eukaryota; Fungi; Ascomycota; Eurotiomycetes; Eurotiales; Trichocomaceae
Exons: 1
Coding region: 1-585 (194 amino acids)
Source: RefSeq, a predicted model, not a curated record
AUGCAGCCCUUAUUAUAUCUGCUACUUCGCCGUAAGUCCGCCCUACAAUUAGCACCUUUACAGAGCCACUUGGACCAGAUCUUGCCAUUCUAUAUGGGGAAAGCAGACGAGCCCUUUGACCCUAGAAAGACUGGUGCGAUCGUCAUACAGGUGAAAAACCGCAAGCGUCCAGUUAAUGUCAGCGAGGUUCUCGAAGAGUCUUUCCUCAAACCAAUCAACCCUCGCCCCUACAAGACCCGUGGCUACUCCAAGAAAAGUGCCUCCAAGAAAGGUGCCAAUCCUCUCAGAACGACGCCACCAGGGCCAAAAUUCCUAUUUAUGCUAUUGGACCUCGACGCGGGUAAAACUGGCCUCAACGUGUAUAUCAGUCAAGCGGAUGACCCAAUCAUUUGGGCGAUUCAUUCCCGCGGCCAUGAUAAGAAUGUAUUCCGAUGGCUGGAAACUCUCGAAGUAGAUUUAGCAGCGAAAGGGCUUUUUAAGGUCUCCAGCGCUGAAAUUCCCGAUAUUGGCUUCGUACACCACAAGGACCAAUUGUACAAUAUACUACUUUACGACAAGGUAGAAAUGGAGAGCGACGAGGUUUAG